Molecule: messenger RNA, 1805 nt
Organism: Frankliniella occidentalis (western flower thrips)
Lineage: Eukaryota; Metazoa; Arthropoda; Insecta; Thysanoptera; Thripidae
Product: fatty acyl-CoA reductase wat-like
Exons: 4
Coding region: 19-804 (261 amino acids)
Biological process (GO): long-chain fatty-acyl-CoA metabolic process
Cellular component (GO): peroxisome
Molecular function (GO): alcohol-forming very long-chain fatty acyl-CoA reductase (NADP+) activity
Source: RefSeq, a predicted model, not a curated record
UGCGCGCUGGAUGAGCCCAUGCCCGGCUGGAUGGACAACCUAAACGGCUUCGCCAUCUUCUGGGCGGUGGUGAGCAAGGGUGUGUUCAGGAUCCACUACACCAAGGACAUCGAGAUGCAGUUCGACUUGAUACCCGUGGACACCGUCGCCAAGCUGACGAUCCUUGCCACCUGGGCCAAGGGCACCGGACUCCUCGUGCACGAGCCCGGCGAAACCUACGUGCUCAACGCCACCGUCGGGGACGUGAAGCCGUCCACCUACAGCAUGAUGCAGACCACGUUCAGGAGGAACCUGGAAUGGAAGAGGACGGCGUACCCAGGAGUGGUGCGCUUCCCGGACCACUUAGUCGUCAGCAACAAAUUCGUCUACUACGUCCUCGAGCUGUUCUACCACACCCUCUUCGGCGCCAUUGUCGACACCUUGCUCUCCGCGUUCGGGCAAAAGCCACAGUUGAUGCCGACCUAUAGAAAGAUCGCAGGUGCGUUCGCAGCUCUGUCUUACUUCCAAGAAACCGCCUUCACGUUCGAAAGCGACAACAAAUGGCGACUUGUGGCUAUGCUGCACCCGCGGGAUCGCAAAGCAUUCAGCUUCUUCGACGAGCGGGGCGAGCUGGGCCACUGGGACGACAUCUCGAGGGACCAGCUGCUGGGCGUGUGCAGAUACGCGUUAAAGGAGCCAAUCCGGGGCCAGGAGGACCUCGACAAGAACUACAAGCUCGUGAGAAUAUUUUGGUGGUUGGAGGCGUGCUGGUACUUCUUUUUGGCCGCGGUAGCAGUCUGGAUUUUGGCGAGGAGGUUCGGCUGAGUGGACUCGGUUCACGCCAAGAAGACCCGCAGCUGAUACUGGGCACUCGACAAACUCAUGAGUCCCAUUUCUUCGGGAGACGUUUUCAAACUAACUAAGAAAGUCUUUUUUCGUAUGUAGUGAUUUAUGCGUAUGGAUUUAUGCACGAAGUCAGACAUAAAUGUGUAUAAUUUUGUGCAUUGACUAACAAAAAAGUAUACAUUUAUAGUUAAUGCACAAAAUUUAACAGAUCUCUGUUUGAAUAUGUACAUAAUUAAGCUCGCUUUGGUGCAUAAAUCCGUGCGCACGAAUCACAUCAUACGACAUGUCAGCAGAAGCAGUAACUGGUGACACAUGUAACGUCGCAUUAGGUGUUUGACUGAAUAUGGGGCUGCGUCCGUCCCCAACGCAGCGUAUUGCCCGUCGCUCACCCUGGGCCGGGCGCACAAGCUGACCUUGCUGACCUUACUUGUCCCCCCUAUCGCCCAAUGCAAGGUCGGCGGUACUAUAGAGGAAGGCCGUAGUCUCUGCCGUGUCUGGCAUACGAUCCUACGCGGGGGUUAGAGUGCACUUCAAAAUUUGCGUCACUACGAUAUCGUAAAAAAAUUUAGACGCGCAUUUUUAUGCUGAAAUAACGACGCGCCCGUCCAGUUCUUUAUUUAUAUUCCAGGUGGCUGACUCACGCCGCGCACUUUCGUAGUUAUACUGUACCGCAUGCACGCGUGCGGGCGGGUUGCCUACUCGCACGGGGCUGUAAGGAGCCGUGGGCAGCGUGAAUGCAAACCCGCCCGCACCCCUGCAUGCGGUACAGUGUAACUACGAAAGUCUGCAGAGUGAGUCAGCCACCUGGUAGAGAGAGCGCUGAACUGGAAAACAAAAUCAUUUGUAUUAUUGACCAAAAUAUGAUCGAUCUGACGUUGACUCGACCAAUACUUGCUAUCGGCUCAUAUUGCAAGGGUCAUGUUGAAUGAAAAAAAAAAGACAGGAAAAAAAUGGAAGAACUGAAAAAAAAAUUGCCUUUA